AUGUCGGUGUUCACAUGGCCUACGCGCCCGCCGCCGCGCGCCUCCUUCCCUCCUCUCGCGCCUCCUGGAGCGAAUCUGCCGGCGGCGGGCGGUGGUCGUGUGGCCGGUGGCGCGAGGGCAGAAGACGGGGCCCACCCGCGACCCGUGUCCAGAAGCCGAGCGGCCGAAGGGGAGGAGAAGAGGCAGCCUCUGGACCGUUACUUUCCCCCCGUCCCUCCCCUUGACGGUUUCUUUUCCCCUGCUCUUCCUGUCCAAACAUUUUUAAAUUUCCGCGCCUUCGCCGAUUUUAUUUAUUGGGUUUCCUCCGCGGGCUUUGCCGGCCUUUCCUCCGCGGGCUUCGCCCUUCUGGUGUGUGCGGGACUUUCCCCUCCGCCCCUUGCCCGGCGUGAGCGAGCUGCAGCCCCUUCUUCGAGGCAGGAGAGACCCCCGAGGGAGAGAGGCCGCGCGCCUCGCCUCGCCUCUGGCCUGGCCCACCUGGCUGCGAGGAGCUCCCAGGUCGCCGCUGCAACCUGCUGCCACGCAGGAUCGGGCGAGAGGUUGUUAUUCCCCUCCCGCCCGCCCUCGCUCCGCGCCAAGCCAAGCCAAAGACGCCGGAAACUCUGGAGAAGAAACUCCAUCCCUCCGCCGUUUUCCUUCAGUGAAGAUGCCGUGGAGGAGGCGGUGUGCACUUCUGGGAAGCGGGAGUUGCUCCUCUUCCUCCUGGGAAAGCCAAAACCAACUAUGAGAGAUGCCAGGCAGCGGCGGCGGCGGCGGCAGCCUCUCCUUGCUCGAGGCGGGUUCAUCCCGUGGAGAGAGAAAGGAAGCAGCGUUGUCUUCAGGUUUGCGGCAAGUGAGGUAUUCUUCUGA
Molecule: messenger RNA, 846 nt
Organism: Podarcis lilfordi (Lilford's wall lizard)
Lineage: Eukaryota; Metazoa; Chordata; Lepidosauria; Squamata; Lacertidae
Source: the annotation of a GenBank genome assembly